UCAAACAUAAAAAUAACAUCAAAGUCCUGCAAAGGCUCUGGACUCCAGUUUCUCUUCUCUUCUCCACUAAUGUCUUUUCCUUUCCUCAACUCUCCUGCUUUGUCUCCUCACCUUUCCUCCCCUUGUGUCCUAUUUUCCUCCCAUCCUGUUUCUUCUUCUUCCUUCUUUUCCUUGUGUCCGUUCAUGUUCUCCUCCUCCCUGAAUCUUCCCUCACCUCUUCUCCUUAUCGAUCCUUCUCUUCAGCACCUCCCUACAGUGGCCUGGACUCUUUCCCAGAUGCUGACUAUGAUGACUACGCUCCAGCAGGGGGCAGCAGAUCAAGUUUCACAGGGAGGACACCGACCUACCGCCUCCCAGACAGCACUUACCGCAGACCUGGAUACAGCACUGGUUACUACAUGGAAGGAGACUAUGUCACCCCUGAUGGCUUUGUGCUGCAGCCUGGGUCCUUCCAGCGUUCCUCUGAGCCACGGUCUGAGAGGACAUUUGGAGCCCAGCCUCCUGUGUCUCUGCCACUGCCUGCAGCGCCCUAUGAAGACAUGGAGGAGGAGUUGGAGGAGGAGCCAUGGAGGUCUGGUCCUCCUUUCCCUCCCUUCACUGACAGGAGCAGAGGAGAUGCAGCAGCAGCAGGUGGAGGAGGAACACUGAGGAGGGUGUAUGAGAGGCGCUAUGAGUCCCAUGCUGGCCUGAACGCAGCAGAGGAUUGUGGGAUACUACAUGGUUGUGAGAACGGCAGAUGUAUCCGUGUUGCAGAAGGUUACACAUGUGACUGUUACCAAGGAUUUGAGCUGGACCUGACCUCCAUGACCUGUAUAGAUGUAAAUGAGUGUGAAGACGGCGUUGAUGUGGCCUUCCCGUGCGUCAAUGCUCGCUGUGUCAACACUGAGGGCUCGUUCCGCUGUGUCUGCAGGAGAGGCUACAUCAUGUCCCGCCGGCCCAACCACUGUGUGGCUGCUUAGACCGCCACGUCCCAGCCGUCUGCUUCCAGUCCAUGUCAGUCCGCCACAUCCCAGCCGUCUGCUUCCAGUCCAUGUCAGUCCGCCACAUCCCAGCCGUCUGCUUCCAGUCCACGUCAGUCCGCCACAUCCCAGCCGUCUG
Thalassophryne amazonica is the source of this 1098-nucleotide messenger RNA. RefSeq names its product latent-transforming growth factor beta-binding protein 4-like. The coding region runs from base 399 to 959 and encodes 186 amino acids. The transcript has 4 exons. Gene Ontology annotation, molecular function: calcium ion binding. The record is from RefSeq and is a predicted model, not a curated record. NCBI's taxonomy places the organism in Eukaryota, Metazoa, Chordata, Actinopteri, Batrachoidiformes, Batrachoididae.